Gadus chalcogrammus (walleye pollock) is the source of this 1843-nucleotide messenger RNA. RefSeq names its product steroid-5-alpha-reductase, alpha polypeptide 2a (gene srd5a2a). The record is from RefSeq and is a predicted model, not a curated record. Gene Ontology annotation, biological process: steroid biosynthetic process. Gene Ontology annotation, molecular function: 3-oxo-5-alpha-steroid 4-dehydrogenase activity. Lineage: Eukaryota; Metazoa; Chordata; Actinopteri; Gadiformes; Gadidae. The coding region runs from base 39 to 791 and encodes 250 amino acids. Gene Ontology annotation, cellular component: membrane. The transcript is spliced from 5 exons.
UAUAUAGCGGGCACAGAAGAGAGGGGACACAGACGAAAAUGGAGUGUAGCGAGAAUUUGGUCCAGUGGCUGAGCUGGUCUCUGCUCCUUGGGGGGCCGCUGGUUUGCUGGGUGCUGCUAAACACGGAAAGGCGGACGCUUUACGGCCGCUACACGAGGUCCGAGGACCGGUGUUUAGUGAACACCAAACUGGUCUGGAUGAUCCAAGAGGUGCCCUCGCUGCUGGUGCCGCUGCUCCUGCUGCUCAGCACCGAGUCCCGGGCCGGAGUGGGCCGCAGCCUGCUGCUCGGAACCUUCUGCCUGCAUUACUUCCACAGGUCGUUCAUCUACGCCUGGCGGACCCGCGGGCGGCCGUUUCCUGUCCACAUCGCCGUAAAAUCGUUCAUCUUCUGCGGCAUGAACGGGCUUCUGCAGGGACACUACCAACUCCACUGCGCCCCCUCCUGGCAGAACCCCGUACGGAUGGCAGUGGGUCUGCUUCUGUUCUUUGCAGGUCUGAUAAUCAACAUCCACAGUGACCAUUUGUUACGGAGCCUUAGGAAACCAGGAGAAGUCCACUACAGAAUCCCCAGAGGGGGGAUGUUUGAGUUUGUGUCGGGGGCAAACUACUUCGGGGAGAUCCUGGAAUGGUUUGGCUAUGCUGUGGCCGUCUGGUCGCUGCCUGCAGCCGCCUUCUUUCUCUUCACCAGCUGUACCAUCGGCCCACGAGCCAUACACCACCACAGGUUCUACCAGCAGCAGUUCAAGGACUACCCUCAGUCCAGAAGAGCCCUGAUUCCUUUCCUUCUGUAGAACCUUGCAUACAAGUUGUAUUGUAUUCUUCCGUGUGUGGACAUUUAACAAACAAACACCAGCAAACGUUUUUUUUUUAUCCCACUUUAUUUGUUAUGAACAGCAACAUUUUCACACAGACUUUGUUGGAGAGUUGAAUAAAGGCAAAUUGAAUGGUUACACAGAUGUGUGUUAGUGUAGAUGGGGGCAAAAGAGUAAGAAAUGUCGCCCCCUGUCUUCUGGAGGUAGAACUGGAGAACCGUUAUAUCCUACCAAUAAAUUGGUCAAGAACUACUAUAAAUUACGACACAUUCCCUAUUGUAAUACAAACAUCUUCUACUUUCCAAUUUAAAAACUUAAAACACAAGGUUGACAUGGUAAGGCCCGUGGUAUUCAAAGAUCAUAGAUUAACAGAUGCUUAAAUCGCUCUCACACACACACACACACACACACACACACACACACACACACACACACACACACACACACACACACACACACACACACACACACACACACACACACACACACACACACGCAAAGCUGAACCAGGAGAACUAUGGCUGCGAUAGGAAAGCACUUUUGAAAAAAAUAAAAAUUUGACUGUCCAGGCAGACAAACUUAAAGGUGCGGAGUGUAGAAUUUAGUGGCCUCUAGUGGUGGGGUUGCAGAUUGCAACCAACUGAAUUUUCAUGGGAUUAUACACUAAUUUAAAUAUAUAUUAAAUUCCUUCUCUGCUAAUUCUGCUAAAAAACCGACAAGGAGUGGGUGUUGUUGGGUUUUGCGCUGCGUUCAUCAUGUUUUUUACGGGAUGCAGGAAACACGGAUGGGAGGGGGUUUGUUUGGGAUCUCGCUUCAAAUACCAACAGAAGUGAUGUCACCCAACAACGCUGAUACAUCCUUUAAAGCAGAGGCUAUUAUAAAGAUACUUGUUACUGGACUGGUCGGACCAGGUGGACUGAUUGUGUGUCUCUAUACAAUACCCAAACACCCGUCCAAACAAAGAGGCAGACAGAGAGGCCUUUGUCCAUGGUUAUUUUACACCUGAUGUAAAUGUAAUAGCUGCCCUGUUC